ACUCCAGCUGCUGACUUGUCGUUGACUGUUCUGCUGCACAACCUGUUUGUUUGUGUGGCUUAUUAACACCCUGAGUUUAUUAUAAGCCGGGUCGAUUUCAAAGGGCGCUUUAACUUCCCGUCGCCAGGAAGAGAUAGCUAGCUGUCUGACAGCAGACACAGCAACACAACGACUAUGUCCUGAGCUUUUAUUUAGCGACGGAAUUAAAACGGAGAGAAGCUUUUUCAAAUGUAGCUUGUUAGCUAGCUACGUCGCGUACAGUGUACACAGCCUUUUUGUUCUGCUCUUGGACAGAUUCUGCUUGACCCAUUAUUACCAGUGUUAAGUGCAGAUAAGGCGCAAAACACUGGUAGUUUUGUUGGAAAACGUGUCAAGAAUAAUCCCUGGUUGUCAACCGUUGCCCCGGGGCUAACCCCCGGUCGCCGACCGAAUUAAUGGCCGGAAAUCCGAGGAGGGGCGCCGGUCUCAUCGGCUUGAUGAAGGACGCCUUUCAGCCCCACCAGCAGCCUCUCCAGCCUCACCAACCUGCAGUGGUCGAUAAGAAGAUGGUGGAGAAAUGCUGGAAACUCAUGGAUAAGGUGGUGCGUUUGUGCCAGAACCCCAAGGUGGCAUUGAAGAACAGCCCACCUUACAUCCUGGACUUGCUGCCUGAUACCUACCAGCACCUACGCACCGUUCUCUCCAGAUAUGAGGGCAGAAUGGAGAUUCUUGGGGAGAACGAGUAUUUUCGCGUCGUCAUGGAGAACUUGACCAACAAGACUAAGCAGACUAUGAGCCUUUUUAAGGAAGCAAAGGAGAGGAUGUAUGAGGAGAAUUCCCAACCCAGGCGAAACCUCACCAAGCUGUCUCUGAUCUUCAGUCACAUGCUAGCGGAGCUAAAAGCCAUCUUCCCCAAUGGCCUAUUUCAGGGCGACAACUUCAGGAUCACUAAAGCAGAUGCUGCCGAGUUUUGGAGAAGGUCAUUUGGGGACAAGACCAUAGUGCCCUGGAGGACCUUUCGUCAGGCUCUCCACGAGUUUCAUCCUAUCAGCUCUGGCCUGGAGGCCAUGGCCCUCAAGUCCACCAUCGACCUCACCUGCAACGACUACAUUUCUGUCUUUGAAUUUGACAUCUUCACCAGGCUCUUCCAGCCGUGGUCGUCUCUUUUAAGGAACUGGAACAGUCUGGCGGUCACACACCCUGGUUACAUGGCCUUCCUCACUUACGAUGAAGUCAAGGCUCGACUGCACAGGUUCAUCCACAAGCCCGGCAGCUACAUCUUCAGGCUGAGCUGCACUCGGCUGGGCCAGUGGGCGAUCGGCUACGUGACGGCUGAUGGGAACAUCCUGCAAACCAUCCCCCAUAACAAACCACUCUUCCAAGCCCUCAUUGAUGGAUACAGAGAGGGAUUCUAUCUGUUCCCAGAUGGUCGUGCGCAGAAUCCAGAUCUAACAGGGCUGUGUGAACCUUCUCCGCAGGACCACAUCAAAGUUACUCAGGAGCAGUACGAGUUGUACUGCGAGAUGGGCUCCACUUUCCAGCUUUGUAAGAUCUGCGCAGAGAACGACAAGGAUGUGAAGAUCGAGCCGUGCAGACACCUGAUGUGCACUUCCUGUCUGACCGCCUGGCAGGAGUCGGAGGGUCAGGGUUGCCCGUUUUGCCGCUGUGAGAUUAAAGGCACGGAGCCCAUCGUGGUGGAUCCCUUCCACCCGAAGGCCAGCGGGGCUUCCUUUGCUGGUUUCCAGGGGUCCAACAGAGCAGAAGCUACUGGCAAUGAUGAAGAAGAUGACGAUCGCUUGGAAGACCAGCACUUAGUCAUGAGCAGACUGGCGUGCACCAAGGUUGAGCGCCCGCCAUCUCCGGUGUCUCAGCUGCCUCCGGUGCCCCCCCGGCUCGACCUCCUGCAGCAGAGACCCUCCAGCUCCCACUGUGCACUGAGCCAAGGAGCCACAGCCAAGAUUGCAGCCACUCACAGAGACAAGCCUCUACCUCUGCCUCCAGCCCUGAGAGAGUUACCCCCUCCUCCCCCUCCGGAGCGCCCUUCCUUGGUCAGCCAGGACUCCAGACUCCAGAGGAGACCCCUGCCCUCCACCCCAGACCAGCCCGCCUGGGCUGCCAACUACAUGGUCCCACGGCCCGUAACCAAGGCCCCCUCAGCCAUGUCGUCCAUCCCUCAGAGCAACGGAACCGGCGGAGAGGGAAGCAAACCUCAGGCAGCUACCAACGCCAUCUACUGCCUGGCUGCAAGAUCUCUUCCAGCGUCAGCGGUGACGAGCGGAGAGAAGCUGUUGUCUGACUGUGAGGAGAAUGAGUACAUGAGUCCCACCUCUCUUCCAGCCUCUGGUGCCCCCUGGGUCAUAACAGGCUCCUUGGUACCCCCACCACCUGCCCAGGCAAACCACCAUAAUGACAUCAGCAGUGAAGUUGGUGAGAGUGACUCUGAGGACCCCCAAGUCUACGAGUCCAUGUGUAAUAUCCAGGCCCAGGCUGGUGCAUCUGAGACAGCACAGACCUCUGACCUGGACCACCCUCAACAUUCGGCCGCGGUUUCCCAGGACAAUCCGCAAGAGGCCAGUUUGGAGGAUGUUUAUGAGUACGACUGUCCCAGACCGGUUGUCCCUCCGGCCCCCACCAGAAGAACCCUGGCGGAAAUCGGUGGUCCUUCAACAGCCUUCAGCGCUCUCAGCAUUGACAGUGCAGUAGAAGCAGGUAUGUUCGCAGCAAGUGUCUCCCCUGAACAACCCCCCAAACCUCUCCCACGGCGAGCCAACUCCGACCGACGACCUCAGCCCUCAAGCAGAGAAUUUCCUGCUCGACUGCCAGACAUCCCUGGUCCCUCCUCCUCUGCCUCUUCUCCUCCUCCUCCCCCUCUUCCUCCUCCUGCAGGCCCAGGAAGCCUGGCCUUGAACGGGGAGAUUGAAUGCCUGAUAUCUCAAGGCUACUCCAUCCAGGACAUCCAGAAAGCCCUGAUGAUCGCUCAGAACAACCUGGAGACGGCCAAGAACAUCCUGCGCGAGUUUGUUUCUAUCCCCUCCACGGCGCACAUCGCCACAUAGUCGCUUCGGGCGAACUCACCCUCUUUGUCUCGUCUCUGUCUCCACUCUGUGCCAUUAUCAUGGAUAGCAUUUACCAAGCACUUUCCUGCAGGGCAACAACAACUUGCCAAUAGGCUUUACUCCGGGAGUAAUGCUGUGUUCAUGUCAUGUCAGAAGAUGCAGGCGAAGAAGAUUACGUUUUCGUCACUGAAAUACGCACAUCCAAAAUCAUUCGUAAUCCACAAUGAACAAACUGCAGCAGGUAUUAUAUAUUAUUUUGAUUAUCUUGGACUGAUGUGCAGUUAUGCUGACGCCAAGUGGUUGAAUUUGAAGCCUCAAAAUCUCUUGUUUACUCUUAAUCGCCACUUGGAGAUUGAGGUUUUUGGCCUAGCAAGAGAGAGCACAGGGCCCCCGCAGGGUUGGUGGGUGUCCGUGAAGUUCAAACCUUUAGUCCAGUUUGGAUUAAAGGGGAUGUAUCAUGCACAUUUCCAGGUCUACACAGUACUUUUAUGCUUGGGCUCUACUGGAAUAUCUUUGCAUGAGUUCAAAAUACUCCUUAUUUAUCUUAUACUGGGUCUUUAUGCCCUUGCAGGGACUUGCAGGGAGCAUUUUUACAUACGCUCAAGUUUUGAAACUUUGACCAUGUUUAACAACUAACAUCAUAACAAUAUUAAAAAUAAUAGAAAAUCACAAAAAAGCACGUUAUGUCCCCUUUUUAAGGAGCAGCUCAGUCGUAGAGGCAGACAUUACGUCCGAUAUGACCUGAACGCAGCAUACGUGGAGAAUCAAAGCCUUUUAAUGUGAGCAAUUUGUAGCCAAGCUUUGACCUUGCCGUACUUUGUGGCCGGUCGAUUCGUGCCGUGGCGGUGUUUCCCCCUCAGUCUCAGUACAUCCUCUCAUUAAGCUAAGUGUUGAAGCUACAGUGACUUUGAACAGUAGAAGGGACCGCUACGGAUCGUCGCUCUCGAUUCGGCGUCCCACUGCUGGCAGCAGUUCAGCGCGGUGCUUUAUGAGCUUCUCAAGCAAAAUUGUGGCGUACGAAAUAUGUAGCGACAUGAGUUCGGUCGGAAUUUAGUGAUUAACUCUGUGAUGUGUGUGUGUGUGUGUGUGUGUGUGUUCACGCUGAUGAAUGUUCAGUCGCAGUUGCAGUAUUGCAGGGCUUCAUGUCGUACACGUCACUGUGGCUCUCGCUCCGUUUCGAUGGUAUUUGACAAGUUGAACGUGAUUCUCCUCUCAGCUCCCAGUUCAAUAAUGAAAUCAUUGAUCUAUAAUGAAAUAACAAGUUUAAUGUUUAAGUACUCUCAUAACGUGCCGUGCUGUGUGUAGUACUAACAAUGGCUGGAAUUUCAGAAGUUCAUUUUGUCAUUUAAAGGACCAGUGUGAAGGAUUUAGUGGCAUCCAAGCAGUGGCCUCCGCGAAAAACACAA
Molecule: messenger RNA, 4441 nt
Organism: Thunnus maccoyii (southern bluefin tuna)
Lineage: Eukaryota; Metazoa; Chordata; Actinopteri; Scombriformes; Scombridae
Product: E3 ubiquitin-protein ligase CBL-like
Exons: 15
Coding region: 435-3035 (866 amino acids)
Biological process (GO): cell surface receptor signaling pathway; negative regulation of epidermal growth factor-activated receptor activity
Cellular component (GO): plasma membrane; membrane raft
Molecular function (GO): calcium ion binding; ubiquitin protein ligase activity; receptor tyrosine kinase binding
Source: RefSeq, a predicted model, not a curated record